AACGCAGUAUUCUCGCUGACACGUAGGACAGACGUCGAACGUGUAGUCAGCGCCCGCGCGCCACUUUAACUAACUCGUCUACGACACUAUACGAACGCGUAAAGUUUCACGGUGGGACGAAACCGCAUAGUUCCAGAUUUGUACCAUAUUCCGUCAACUUCGGGUGAAUACAAUAAUAUUUUGGUUAAUAUUAACAGUUUUUCGAAUUUUUCGUUUUUUUUUUCCGGAUCAUUUUGAUUUUUUUUUCAAUUGGAUAACACGUCAUUUCGUCUAGGCAGAAGUCUCAUACCGAAUCUAUUACAUAUGCGUCGUGGGACUUGGAACAUCGAUCAGACUAACUGGUGACUGCAGAAUAACUGAUACCAAUCAAUUUCUGUGAAUCAAAAAUUGAGUUAAAUAUCUAACGGGAAGAUAAAAUGCGACCUCUAUAGGAGGUUUAACGGGCAGUGAUGCUGUUUUUCACAUUUAUUGUCUGUGCAAUAGCCAUCAACAAUGUUUCGUCGAAAAUAGGAUACUUUUGGCACAUCACCGAUAUACAUUAUGACGUGAAUUACGCAGCCACCGGCGAUUACGCACAAAGUUGCAAGCGGUCGGCGGUCGAUCCGGAACUAUUGGUCAUGGAACGGCCCAGUCUACCGUCCGGCGGCGGUAGACUGGGCGACUACGGAUGUGAUUCGCCGUGGACACUGGUCCAGUCCGCUGUGAAGGCAAUGAAGGAGAAGCACGGGGACAACAUCGAAUUCGUGCUAUGGUCCGGAGACUCCGUGUCGUCAGACGUAGUGGACAUGCAUACCCGCGUGAUGGCUAUCCAGAACGUUACCAACCUCCUCAUCCAUACGUUUAGCAGCCAGUUCGUAUUUCCGGUGCUGGGCCACGAUGACCCAGGUGCCUUGAAAAACCAGUUGAUAGACUACACGAGUCUGGGACACUAUUGGCGGCAGUGGUUACCCACCGACGCCAUACAGACGUUCAACAAAGGAGGUUAUUAUACGAUCGAGCAAAAAGGAAAUAAACUUAGGAUAAUUGCGCUCAAUUCAAAUGCAUUUUCGACUGUAGAAAGACAGCAAAACGUUGUCAACCCUAUAGAACAGCUCGAAUGGUUGGAAAAAAUCUUAUUGAAAUCAGUCAUGAACAAAGAAACGGUGUAUCUGGUGAGCCACAUGUGCCCGGGAGCCAACGAAAGAGACCAGGACGAGGCACCUACGUUCAAAGACGACUACAGUGCGAGAUAUAUGGAAAUGAUCCGGAGGUUUGCGAACAUCAUUGUCGGACAGUUUUGCGGUCAUUUGCACUCCGACACGUUCCGAAUCGUCUACGACCAGCACAAAAAACCAGUGUCGUGGAUGAUGGUGGCGCCGUCGUUGACGCCUAACAAGUCUCCUGGCGUUUCCAACAACCCUGGCUUGAGACUGUACAAAUUCAACACGAAUUCGGGCCACAUUAUAGAUUACACGCAGUACUACAUCGAUCUGGAGUCGUCGCCCAACGGCGAUCCGGACGACUGGAGAAUCGAGUACAACCUAACGCACUACUACGGACUCCACGAAAUCACGCCCAGGUCUUUGCACGCGAUCGCUGAAACGUUCCAAGACGACGAGUCGGUGCAGUUCGACAGAUACAUAGAAGCCAACUCGGUGCGACAGUUCAAACCCAAAGAUUGCAAUCUGGAAUGCAGGCGAGCGCAUUAUUGUGCCGUCACCGAGCUCGACUACAGUCGGUUUCACAGUUGCGUGGAGACGGCCGCUGAGGCACUUUCCGGGUCGGUUCGUCCACGGAGCGGGAAAGCUCUUUUCACAGCAGCCGCCCUGCUUACCGUCGUGAUGCUGACACGGCACUGCCGCCACUAGCCACUGCUAACACCGCCGACAACGCAAACAAAGUCUUCGGAGACGUCUACUCACGAAAACGUAUAAUAACAUUACAACAACAGCAAAGGUCGACUCGACGUUUUUCUCUAUAUCUUUCUCUUUAUAUAUAUAUAUAUAUAUAUAUUUAGCUCUCUUUCUCUCUCUCUCUCUCUCUCUCUCUCGCUCUACUUGUCUCGAUCUCUCGGUUACAAAUCUUUGUGUGUAUAUAAUAUUUAAAAAAUAAACUCGCGUCAGACGUGUCACGACUUCCGUCAUCGAAAUCGCUUCUCGACGAUCUAUAAAAUAAAUAUAUAUAAUACGA
This is a messenger RNA of Rhopalosiphum padi (bird cherry-oat aphid), 2169 nucleotides long. Its product is annotated as acid sphingomyelinase-like phosphodiesterase 3a. Gene Ontology annotation, molecular function: hydrolase activity. Lineage: Eukaryota; Metazoa; Arthropoda; Insecta; Hemiptera; Aphididae. The record is from RefSeq and is a predicted model, not a curated record. The coding region runs from base 450 to 1847 and encodes 465 amino acids. The transcript has 12 exons.